AUGAUGAACCUCUCCAUCCUAGGUAUGUCCACAUCUCCCUUCAGAUCAAUAAGGAUGUCAAGAUCCCUGUCAAAAAGUGAGUCACAGACAAUGUCCUGUAUAAUUGGUUGAACAGCUCCCACAUUAGUUUAACAUAUCCAAACAAUUUAAACUAGAUUCAUGUGUUGUCUUUAUUUUCAUUUUCAGUAUUUAAGCGGGUGGAGGGUGCCCUGGCUUCAGCACACCUCCCCAAAGGAAAGGUCAGAGAGAAAGCCCUGUGAUUUUAAACACUCACAAUUCUGGGGUUUGCAUCCAUAUAGGGCAGCAGGUAGCCUAAAGGUUGAGAGCAUUGGGCCAGUAACCGAAAUGUUGCUGGUUCAAAUCCCUGAGCCGACUAGGUGAAAAAUCUGUCUAUGUGCUCUUGAACAAGGCACUUAACCCUAAUUACUCCUGUAAGUUGCUCUGGAUAAGAGCGUCUGCUAAAUGACAAAAAUGUAUAGUCCUAGUACUUAUAGUCCUUUCUGAGGUGUAUAAUGAAUUAUUUCCAGUGGAGUGUAAUAAUGUGAGACUGUAAUAAUGUGAGAGGCAACUUGUGUGUUCUCUCAGGGUGACACUAUGAAGCCAGACAUCUUCCCUGAAGCUGCUUUCAAGCUCUUCCUGAUGAGUCUUUGCUCCCGGCCUGAGAUAUAUGAGAUAUUCACAUCCUAG
This is a messenger RNA of Coregonus sp. 'balchen', 687 nucleotides long. Lineage: Eukaryota; Metazoa; Chordata; Actinopteri; Salmoniformes; Salmonidae. The record is from the annotation of a GenBank genome assembly.